UAGAUGUGCAUUUUGAAGGAGUUGGCUAACAUUUAACUUAUUAAAAGAGAUAAAUGCUGAAUGUUUUAGAAGUGCUUAAGACCACUAAUAUAGGCUUUUGCAGGUAGAGCAACUAAUACAGUAGGCCUAGCCUAUAUAUGCUACUAAACCUGAAACCUGCUCGUUUUUGCAGGUGUGCACCUUGAUCAGCUAGAAUUAUCCCUUCUAAGAUGGAGCACAGUGUGGAUCUAGCUUCCUCUCCCAAUGAUCCCACCACUCUCACGGUCAUGGAGCCUUUCUCUUCCUCACCCCAGCACACAUUCACCAGCAGCCGACUGUCACUGCCACUGUCCCCCAUCUCUUUCCCUCCUUCUCCAAACACACUUUCUCCAGCAACAGCAGAGUCUACUCAUUCUUCCUCCCCUCUUUCUUACUGCACUGCUCAAACUAUUGAAGAACAAUCUAUACAAAGUGUGAGCCCUGCACAUAUUUCUGACCAAGAUGACUUGACCUGUCUUAGUUGGCUGCAUCAGCGGUGCAACUUGUUACCCCUUCAGCCUCUUCACAAAGUUACACCACUGCCCCAGAUUGAGUCAUCCGAGUCCAGUUGCUCCAUAUCCCAAGUCUCAUCCAAGCCACCGUAUUCUUUCAGCAGUUUAAUAUUCAUGGCCAUUGAAGACUCGCCUGGCAAAAAGCUGCCUGUAAAGGACAUUUAUGAAUGGAUUGUGAACAAUUUCCCUUACUACAGAACUGCCACCGGGGGAUGGAGAAACUCUGUCCGUCACAAUCUGUCUCUAAGUAAAAGCUUUCGCCGCAUCCAGAGGGACAAGAGUCAAUCUGUGGGAAAAGGCUCUCUGUGGUGUGUUUGCCCUGAGUAUCGACCAGCGCUUCUUGAGGUGUUACGAAAGACUCAUAGUUAUCACAGCACUAACAGUAACUUGAUCAAUAAGCCUGAGCUGCUUGAAGCUGGUGAUUAUGGUUGUCUUUCUAUAUGUGACACUGUGGAAAUAGCAGAUUCUCUUUCAGAUAGCAUUCUCCUAUCCAACCCCCAAACCCUGUGCACGGAAAACUCCAACUUUUCUGAUAACCAGACUUGCCAUUUAAACCCAGAUCAUGAGGAGCUGGUCACCAUGGAGUCUGUAGAUUAUCAACAGGAGGAGGUGUGUGAAGAGCUGGAGAAAGACCCACUGUCAGACAGCGGCUACAUUGAGUUACACUACUACCACACUCAGGAGUAUCUGGUGCUGCCCGGUGACCAUCAGCUCGAUCUGGAGACUGUAGAGAUUUUGCAGCUGGAUGCUGAGGCCCAAGAGGCUGCUGGGUCAUUGUUGGACCUGGCUGGUGGUGGAUAUUAGAAGAUGU
Molecule: messenger RNA, 1341 nt
Organism: Periophthalmus magnuspinnatus
Lineage: Eukaryota; Metazoa; Chordata; Actinopteri; Gobiiformes; Gobiidae
Product: forkhead box protein N2
Exons: 4
Coding region: 210-1334 (374 amino acids)
Biological process (GO): regulation of DNA-templated transcription
Cellular component (GO): nucleus
Molecular function (GO): cis-regulatory region sequence-specific DNA binding; DNA-binding transcription factor activity
Source: RefSeq, a predicted model, not a curated record